AUUAGCCAUGUGAUGUAGAGUAAACUCUGGUUUAGAAGCUUAUUGCCUCAGUCAAUAUUUGCAAUCGCUUUAGGGAGGGAAGUUUUUUUACUCUCUCUCUAUCUCUCUCUCUUUAAAACAGCUUUGACUGACGCAAAAGUCCCCAAGCCCCCUCAAAAUCUCCGUAAAUGCUGAUGGGUGUGCCUCACUUGCCUCCUCUUCCACAGAUGUUUCCGGCUUCGAGAAGAGCUGAAAAUGAAGGACAGGUUAGAGGAGCUCAGGAACAGAGUGAACGAAGACGGGGACUCUCUGGAUCUAGAUGACACUCUCUCCUUCGACAACCCUAUUUUCCAAGAGGAAGAGGGCAAUCCUAUGAACAAGGUUUUCCAGGAGAUAACCAGUCUCUCCUUGGCGCUGAAUAAGUUGGAAGAAUUAUCUGAGAACAUUGACAAGAAGCAGCAGCAGGUGCUUUGCUGCACUACUGAGGAAAGCAUUUGCAGGGAGAAAAAAGAGCUGAGUGCAAUCAAAGACUCUUUCACCCAGGAGGCCAAAACCCUGCAGCCGAGGCUCAACAGCAUCCAAGAGGCUCUCGCCAGGGACAGCAAGCAGUGGCUGGCCAUUAGCCGCAUACGCCACAUCCAGCUCUCAGCACUUGUUGCCCGCUACCGUGACAUCAUUGCCCACCACUACGCCAAGGAGACACAAUAUGUGGAGAAGCUGAAGGAGCAGAUCAGGAGGCAAACGGAACUGGCUGGCUUGGAUCUCCAGGAAGAGGACAUCAAGCGGAUGGUGGAGAGUCCCAUGGUGCCGCGCAUCGUUGGCCAAGACUUGGAAGUGCUCAGAGCCAAGCAGCAUCUGGCCUUGGCGCAUGUGCGCCACCAGCAGCUGCUGGACUUGGAAGCGCAGAUUGGCGAGCUGCACGCUCUCUUCCUGCACCUGGAGAUCCUGGUUGCGGAGCAGCAGGAGACCAUCAACUGCAUCGAGUACAAUGUCCUUCAUACGCUUGAUUACAUCUCUCAGUCAAACGAGGAGGUCAAGAAAGCCCUCAAAUAUGAGCGGCAGUCACGGUUAUCUGCUGCGUUGUCUGCGGUGCUGGGCCUCUGCGCUUGCUGCACAUGCCUAUCGUGUAUGGCAACUCCGAGUGUGAUGCGCUGAAUAAAGAAGUGUGGGAACAGACAUUUUUUCCUAGACUUAAAGGCUACCACUGAUGACUAAUGAUAGCACUCUGGAACAUUGGAUGUACAUGUCAUUGCAGGUCAGUCCUGGAUAGUUGCUUGGGGUGGAUGGAAGCAUUUGCAAAGGCAACUAAAUGCAUAUUCACACCCCUUUGCUUAUGGAUUUUGCCAAGUUUUUUUUUGUUCUGUUCUUAAGAGCAUGAAAAGAGGCCUGCUGUGGAUGCUGUUCUGGCCAGCAUCCUGUCUCCAGCACCGCACAGCUGAAUGCUUCAGGGAAGCAGACAGGCAGGAUGUGAAGAUGAAGCAACAACAAUGAAAAUGUGUUCAUUUCUUCAACUAUGUCUGUAGGAACAUAGAAACCUGUCUUCUACUGAGUUUGACCAUGGGUCCAUCUAGCUUCAUAAUGUCUAUGCUGACUGGCAGGGGCUCUCCAGGAUUUCAGGCAGGGUUUUCUCCCAGUCCUAUCUGGAGAU
Messenger RNA from Lacerta agilis (Sand lizard), 1627 nucleotides. RefSeq names its product syntaxin-1A-like. Gene Ontology annotation, cellular component: endomembrane system; presynaptic active zone membrane; plasma membrane. The coding region runs from base 235 to 1134 and encodes 299 amino acids. Lineage: Eukaryota; Metazoa; Chordata; Lepidosauria; Squamata; Lacertidae. The record is from RefSeq and is a predicted model, not a curated record. Gene Ontology annotation, molecular function: SNARE binding; SNAP receptor activity. Gene Ontology annotation, biological process: intracellular protein transport; exocytosis; synaptic vesicle fusion to presynaptic active zone membrane. The transcript has a single exon.